GCACACCUCCUGUUUAUGCAAUCAACACAGUGUAUUUAGAGUCCUUCUCCAACCUGGACCUCCAGAGCAGCCUCUGAGCCUCUGCUGACGUUGCAGAGCUUCGCCUGGGCGCACAGAUACACCCUUGCCCAAGUUCUGCCACGGGAUCGCACAGCAUUGGCAAGAGGUGGCCACAAACUGGGAAGAGACUGCUAUUUUGUUCAGGUACCAGUGCUCAGGAAACUGACCUCCAGCCCAUCUGCAGAAGCAGAGGGACAUCCAGGAGGCCGGCAGGGAGCUACUCUGGGGAUCACGUGGGGAAGGGGAAGCAAAUCCUCAGUGAGGGCUGGUCUCCUGCCAACACAGCUCUGGUUGCCUCUCCACUCAAGUUCAAGCAGCUGUGCCUCAGGGCAGGACCAGCAACAAGCUGGUCAGUGGCUGCUCAGUGGCUGCUCGGUGACAUCAGCUUGGGUGGCUCCAGCCAGCCCAGCCUUGGGCACCACACGCUGAUGCCACUGUGAUGACACAAGGGCACCACAGUGAUGUCUGAGCGUCUCCCACCGGAACCCCCGCGCAGUGCCAGCAGAUUUCCCUUGCCAGCAGGUAGGGCGAACACUGGCUCGCCGCACAAAUGGCUGCACGCGCAACCUUUGAUCAAUGCGAGACCGGGCACAUUGAAAUGGAAGCUUUUGCUUCUGAUCUGGAGGAGCUGGCCGAGACCUCCAGCUCCACUUCCACUGACCCAGCAGGACAGGACCAAGCACCAGCUGGCCAUGCAGCUGGAACACCAAUGCUGGAAGAACAGGGUUCACAGCGGUUUCCCGAUGAAGAGGAAUCCAAAGGUUUACCUCUGAGAUCCUCUGAGGAAGGCGCUGGCCAAGCCAGCAGCUGCUCGCCACUCAGCUUCCCGCAGAAACUCUGGGUACUGGCCGAAAGUGAGCAAGUGAAGAGCAUUCGGUGGGGCCAUGGAGGAAACUGCAUCGUGGUCGAGGAAGAACGGUUCAUGGAGGAAGUCCUGGCCAAGGAAGCGCCCGUGAGAGCCUUUGGGUGUACAAGCGUGAAAAGCUUUGUUCGCCAGCUCAACCACUACGGCUUCACCAAAGUGCCACGGGACCUGGAAAGAUCUCCGUCCCUUCCUGAGUUUCUGGCUGAGGAAGAAGCGAUUGCUGCCGGUAGGAAGCUACUCCUCUACUCCAGCCCAUUCUUCAGAAGAGAUUACCCGUGGCUGCUGGAGCGCUGCAAGCGCAGAGCGGCCCACAAGAGAAAAGCCGUGGCUGCCCCUGCGCUGCAGGAGAGUGGGAACGAGAGCCCCCAGAGGAGCAGCCCAGAUGUCCGGCCCACACAGGGAGCGGCCGCUGGGCCAGCGAGGAACCUGCAGGCAGCAGAGCACCAAGGCACGCAGGCAGCAUCGCCCUUGGGGCCCGCGCCAGCCAAGCGCCCUAAGAAUGACACCCUCCGAGCCCAAGGAGGCGAUGCUCACAUCCUGCCAGGCCCUGCUGCUGCACCAGCACUGGAACAGCACCAGGCUCUGCCCUGCUCUGUGCUGCCACCGAGCAGCAACCACGUGCUGGGUGCCACUUGCACUCCACCACCACAGGGCACUCUGCCCUUUGUGGUCCCUACUUUCACACCAGGCCAUCCUCAGCAGGAGCUCCCGCAGCCCCCAGAAACACCACAGCUGCAGGCUCCCUGGGACGCCCUGACUUUCCUUGGCUCCUGCUUUGCAAUGGCCAUGAGGGCAGCAGCCAUGAUGAUGCCACCAGGCUGGCAGCCCCGUGCAGCCCCGCACUGCCCAACGUGCACCUGCAGCCAGCACCAGGCAGCCCCGCACUGCCCAACGUGCACCUGCAGCCAGCGCCGGGCAGAUGCAGGACAUGGGAUGGGCCCGUAGUGCGGGACCCAUUGCAGGCAGUGCCACAGCCGCCCCUCCUUACUCGUUCCUAGUUUGUUGCUCAUAGGCGCGUAGUUUCGGAAAUAGCAUGUUGCAGUUAUUACCCUUCUCAGUUCUCAUGCCCCUCUGUUUAUGGAUUUAUCAAUUUACUCGUUCAGUAUUUCUGGAAAUAAAAGGUUUGAAUAUUAAA
Gallus gallus (chicken) is the source of this 2060-nucleotide messenger RNA. It is a transcript of the gene HSFX4, whose product is annotated as heat shock transcription factor, X-linked-like. Gene Ontology annotation, biological process: regulation of DNA-templated transcription. Gene Ontology annotation, molecular function: sequence-specific DNA binding; DNA-binding transcription factor activity. The transcript is spliced from 2 exons. The record is from RefSeq and is a predicted model, not a curated record. Lineage: Eukaryota; Metazoa; Chordata; Aves; Galliformes; Phasianidae. Bases 611 to 1870 code for a protein of 419 amino acids.